Molecule: messenger RNA, 516 nt
Organism: Aspergillus affinis
Lineage: Eukaryota; Fungi; Ascomycota; Eurotiomycetes; Eurotiales; Aspergillaceae
Product: cytochrome b5-like heme/steroid binding domain-containing protein
Exons: 4
Coding region: 1-516 (171 amino acids)
Cellular component (GO): membrane; endomembrane system
Source: RefSeq, a predicted model, not a curated record
AUGAGCUCCCCAGGAACCGCCGCCGAAGCCGCUCCGCCCGCCGAGGUGAUGACAAUCGCCACCCCCAUCAACCUGAUCUUGCUGUCCCUCUUCAUUGUCCUCGUCUAUAUGCAGCUCCGUCCUAAGAGCCCCGUCUCCUUGCCCAAGGGCCCCCCUCCCGUCGUCUUCCGCACCUUUACCCCAACCACCCUCCUCCCGUUCAAUGGCGUCGAUGAUCAACCUGUUUAUCUGGCUGUUCGCGGCCGUGUAUUCGACGUGACCCCCGGCAGGAACUUCUACGGCCCGGGCGGACCGUAUGAGAAUUUCGCCGGCCGCGACGCAUCCCGAGGCCUGGCUCACCAGAGCUUUGACGAGGAGAUGCUCACGAAGGAUCUGAAUGGUCCCCUGGACGACCUGAAGGAUCUGGACGCCGAACAGCUGGAAAACCUGCAGUCCUGGGAGGAGCGAUUCCUUGAGAAGUAUCUGGUGGUGGGUAAGUUGGUUGCGGAGGGAGAUGCUGAAGCCCCGAAGUCGUGA